CUGGAGCAGUAAGAGACGCAAACCUAGCCUACUGCAGGAGUAAGCGAGUCUCCCAGCUGCUGAAGGCAGCCCCUGGCCAGACAAUCUUUUAUGGGGUUGCUUUGGUUUCUUUCUUUCCUUCAUUCUUCUGUCUUUGGAAAUGAGGUGUUGGAAGAGCUCAGGAUGCCUGGGACUACAUCUUCCUACGAUCAUCUGGUGAGGCAGGUUGAGGCACUUAGAAAGGAGAACUCUCACCUACGACAAGAGUUGGAGAACAACUCCUGUCAUCUAUCAAAACUGGAGACAGAGACCAUGGAUAUGAAGGAAAUGUUAAAGCAACUCCAGACCAAGCUGGAGCAAGAAGCUUGCAACUUAGCAUCGACUGGAAGAAUUGAAAUCCUGGACCAGCUGAAAGAGUUGAAUACCGAUGUUGCCAAAUUAUGUGACUUAAAAUGGCAAUCAAAAAUGGUGUGCUCAGGACAGAAUGAGCAUGGAUUGGAGCAACCAACUGAGAGAAAACAGACACAACAUGGUGGAAUAACACUGGAACAGGAUUCAUUGCUGGUGCCGCGUGGAAGUGUGGAGUACCUAGGGGAACUUAGUGAAGAAAGGGUAACGCUCCUUUCCGAGAUUGAAAAGGAAGAGAAAGAGAAAGCCCUUUAUUGUACUCAGAUCCAAAAUCUUGGCAGACAGGCAGAUGAACUCUCACAAAUUAAGACUGUUUCAAAGCAUAUGGAUUUGAUUCGGCAACAGUUACAGUACGAAGCUCAUCAAAUCAAAGCCAUUAUUGAGGAGAGGUAUGGGACGAGUGAAAAUAUGACAGAACGGGUUCAGAUGCGAAUGAACCGGAUCCAACAAAUUGAAAAGGAAAUUCUUCAGUUCCAGCAGAAGGCACGUCGGAGAGAUACAGAGUGCUGUGGAAAAUUAAAUGAUCAAGGUGCAGAGAGCACAAUGAAUAAUUUACCUCAAGGAUUGAACAACUUGGGCAGUAAGGUGGAGAUGGUGUUCUGGCUGCUUUCCAUGCUGGCCACCCGUGACAAAGAGGACAUGUCAAGGACAUUACUCGCCAUGUCCAGCUCCCAGGACAGCUGUAUGGCCAUGCGCAAGUCUGGCUGCCUCCCGCUCCUCAUUCAGCUCCUGCAUGACAGCGAGAGGGACUCAGGACCGAGCAGGAACGCCAGCAACAGCAAGGAGGCCCGAGCCCGUGCCAGUGCGGCCCUCCACAACAUCAUAUACUCCCAGCCUGAUGAAGGGCAGGCCAAGAGAGAAAUGCGUGCCCUGCAUGUGCUGGAACAAGUGCGCUUGUACUGUGAGACUUGCUGGGAAUGGUUGGACACAAACAGACAAAGCAAUGAUGUUGAAUAUAACAACCUGCCACUGCCUAUUGAGCCCCAGAUCUGCCAAGCGAUGUGUGCAAUCAUGAAGCUGUCCUUUGAUGAAGAAUAUCGGCGUGCCAUGAAUGAACUUGGAGGUUUGCAGGCAGUUGCUGAGCUGCUUCAGGUUGAUUGUGACAUGUAUGGACCUACCAAUGAUCCUCUGAAUUCAGCCCUGCGUCGUUAUGCAGGCAUGGCAUUAACUAACCUCACCUUUGGGGACGUCGUCAACAAAGCUACACUGUGUUCCAGAAAAGGCUGCAUGCAAAGUAUUGUGGCCCAGUUAGAGUCUGAAAGUGAAGAUAUCCAUCAGGUUGUGGCUAGCAUUCUGAGGAAUCUUUCAUGGAGAGCUGAUGUCAACAGCAAGAGGAUUCUACGGGAAGUCAGAAGUGUAAGCGCAUUGAUGCAGUGUGCUCUGAAGGCCAAAAAGGAGUCGACACUGAAAAGCCUGCUGAGUGCUCUUUGGAACCUGUCAGCUCACAGCACAGAGAACAAGGUGGCCAUCUGCUCUGUUGAAGGGGCUCUGGUCUUCCUCGUGGGAACCCUGACCUACAAGUGUCAGAGCAAUUCACUUGCCAUCAUUGAGAGCGGAGGAGGUAUUUUGCGAAAUGUUUCCAGUCUCAUUGCAACAAAUGAGGAGUACAGGCAAAUUCUACGUGACUACAAUUGCCUGCAGACCUUGUUGCAGCACCUGAAGUCCCAUAGUUUGACUAUUGUCAGCAAUGCUUGUGGAACUUUGUGGAAUCUCUCAGCACGCAGUUCAAAGGACCAGGAACUACUGUGGGACCUGGGAGCCAUCAGCAUGUUGAGGAACCUGAUUCAUUCCAAGCACAAGAUGAUAGCAAUGGGGAGUGCAGCUGCCCUGAGGAACCUUUUGACAAACCGGCCAGCCAAGUACAAAGACACUAGCAUGGUGUCCCCAGGUUCUUGCAUGCCUUCUCUAUAUAUGAGGAAGCAGAAAGCUCUGGAAGCUGAACUGGAUGCUAAACAUUUAACAGAGACAUUUGACAGCAUUGAAAAACUUAGCCCCAAGCAUCCCAAUAUCAACAAACCCCUCAGGCACAUUGAAAACCUGGCCAAAGACUAUGCUUCUGACUCUGGCUGCUUUGAUGACGAUGAGGGUCCCAAUAUAUCAACUGGGUUAGAAACAGGAGGCUUAAGCGUGCUCUCCAUGUACCUGAACUCUUCCUUUCUUCAAGGACAAGGCAUGUCCAGGUGUCGUAGUAGUGGAAGAUGCUCCGAAUCAGAGAAAGAUCUCGAUGGAAAUCUUCAAAAAUUCAAUCCUGCCACUGAUAAUGUAUCUGUUGCAGCAGAGAGGUUGGUAAACCAGAUCUCUACAACAGUAGCCAGAAUUGACAAAAUUGUGGAAGAUAUGUCUAACAUGCACACAUCCUCAGAAGACAGUUUCAGUCUUAGUUCUGAAGAUCAAUGCAUUGACUGGCAGUGUGCAUUAGAUGCCUUGAAUGAAACCAGGACAAAGUCUUCAUCGCCCUGUCAUCCAACUGAUGUUGCUAAUUCAGGCAAACGUGAAAAUUGUAGCAAAGUGCACACGUUUUUGGGUGCAAGAACAGACUACUCAAACUUAUCAAGUGAUAGUCUGGACGGUGUUAAUAAUGCUGGCGAAUGUGACACAAAAGGCCACGCAAAGGAAUCCUCAGUUGCAGACCCAAAAGGCGAGCAUCCUAUUUAUCAGAAAAGGCCGACCAACUUAGAUUUAAAGAAUGGGGAGAACAAUCAGAGAGAUGGAAAAGAUCCCGAUGGACAACCGAGUUCCAGAGAAUCUAGAAUUACAUUGAAUGAAGCCUGGGGGCUAAGAAAACCAGAUGAAAUAAGUAAGAAACGAUUCUCACCUUUUUAUGAAAAGAUCCACAUGGCUUCAGUUACUACGGGAAGCAGUCAAAGCCCGAGUCCAGGAGCUUCUCUGACACCUCAGAGUUUGAGUGGCAGAAAGCAAGCAUGGGUCCAUUCUGGAUAUUCACAGAGUAGCAGAAAUGUAAAUCCAGGUGUGCCUAGCACAUCUACUUCUACACCAAUUUCCAAUGACCAGGAAACUUUGCAAACCUACUGUGUGGAAGACACUCCAAUUUGCUUCUCAAGAUGUAGUUCACUCUCAUCACUCUCAUCUGCAGAAAACAUAUCAGAUGUCCAAAUUGGUAGUGAAAAUGAGGUCGAUAGUGACUCUUCUCUGGAAAUCAUUGGCGUAGAGAAAGAAUCACCACUGCCCAUUGAGAAGACAAUAAAUGAUGAAUCCUUUGCCUCAGAGGAUAUACAGAUCAAGUCCAGGGAUCAUCCAUUUAGCUGUGCAUCUCAACCUAUAGAAAUACCUUGCCCAAAGCAUGAAAAGUUUCUGAUAAGGAAAAAGUUAUCUUCUAGAAAUGUGGAUUCCAGUCCAUCAAGUCCAUCAGAAACCUAUUUGCAAGAAACCCCAUUGGUCUUAAGUAGAUGCAGUUCAGUCAGUUCACUUGGAAGUUUUGAAAGCCCGUCAAUUGUAAGCUCUAUUCAAAGUGACCCUUGCAGUGAAAUGAUUAGUGGUACCAUCAGUCCCAGUGACUUGCCCGACAGCCCUGGUCAAACUAUGCCCCCCAGCCGUAGUAAAACACCAUUGCUUGACCAACGAGACAAAGAUGCCAGUCAAGGCAAUAACCAUUGGGAUGGUGACAUGAAAAAACACAUGGAUAUCAAUGAUUUUAAGGAACGGUUUCACCUCCCUCCAGAUAUUGACACUAUGCUGUAUUUCACCUUAGAGAAACCCAAUGAAAACUUUUCAUGUGCUUCAAGUCUGAGUGCCCUCACCCUUCAUGAGCCAUAUAUUCAGAAGGAUAUUGAGUUAAAGUUAAUGCCACUCCUACAAGAGAAGAGCUGCUUUAAUUGCCGUGCGCAAGCAGAAGACUUCAGAGAGGAACGGAAUGGAGACGGAAUGGAAAAAGUUGAUAAGCUGGACAGCAUCCUGGAAAACUCUGAUGAUGACAUUGAGAUCCUGAAAGAAUGCAUCAAUUCUGCAAUGCCAAACAAAUUCAGGAAAGUGAAAACCUCUGCUAUACCCAGUUUGCCCACUCAGGUCCUGCAAGCUAAGAAGCCUCUUCAGCUGCCUGUUUAUAUGCUACUGCCAGCUCACUCUCAGGUAGAGACAUCUGGGCACAGCUCCUCAAAAAAUGACACUUUCAAAGAAGAUUCCUCAUACUCAGAUUCUGUUGACGGAACUCCGGUCAAUUUUUCCAGUUCAGCUUCACUCAGCGAUGAGACCUUAGAGUAUCCUCAAAAAGAAUCACCCAAAUUGACAAACAUUAAGGCUGAAGUGAUUGAGAGGAGGGAGUUACUCCCCGCAGAAGGACAAAAUUCUGAUGACUUAGAGGUGCCUAUAGCUGUAAGGAUGCACGACAGAAGUCUUGAACAAGGAAAUAAAUACAACUUAAAUGUAAAUAAUUCAAAGCUGGUGGUGCAAUCGCAUUCGCUUAAUCUGAACCAGAAGGAUGUUCUGAAAAGAAAUCAGAAUUCCCUCCCAACACAGUCAUAUCACGGCCAGAAAGGCCAUGCUUUUCAAUCAGGUGGGAUUGCAAAAAGCUUAAGAAAGGAUCAAACUACAUCAGGACUACAUGUGCUGGAGUUGGACACAAGGAAGAGCAAUUGUAAGAGGUCAGAAGAAGGACAGCAAGGAGUGGACAUUUCUUGUGCAGAAUAUAUUCAUGGAAGCUAUGCAUUUCAAUCUAUGCGACACACGACACCGACUGAGGAAGCUGUUUACUGCUUUUAUGAAAACGACUCUUUAGAUAUGCUUACUGUUGCAAAAGAUACAGUGAACCCAAAAACUGAAGUAAAAAGUGACUAUGAGGAAAAAGUCAUUAACCAAAAUGGAGUAGCAAAGAAUGAACCAAACCAGAACAAUAAAGGGAUGGCAAAGUUCCGAACCACCAAUUUGGCUAGUAAAACUGAACGAAAUAUAACAGAUGAAAGCCCUCUUUGCUUUUCCCUUAGUUCAUCACUAAGUUCACUAAGUGACAUGGAAUUAGAGGACACCCAUGUGAAAACACGGAAAGCAUUUGUGAAAUCAAGGAAAAAGUCUCAAGUCUCUACAACUUCAAAAUCUUUUAAUAAUGGAUGCCCAUCCUUAUCAGCAAGACGAGAUAGUUCACCCAGUUCGUUGAGCUGUGAUUCAGAAGAUGAUCUUUUGCAGAAAUGCAUCAGCUCAGCAAUGCCAAAGAAGAGGAAACAUUCUUCAAAGCGAAAGUCUGAGAGGUCUGCAAAGCAAAACCUGAAGAGUAAUGUGCAAAACAACACUGGGAGGAACAUGACUUAUGACCUGGACCACAGGAAGGAUACAAGUCAAGAUGUUUAUGGCUCACUGUCAGAUUUAACGUCUCCUGAUCUGGAAAGUAUCGAGUGGAAAGCUAUUCAGGAAGGUGCCAACUCAAUAGUCACCAGCUUGCACCAGGCUGCAGCCUGCCUUUCGAGAGAGCCCUCCUCUGAAUCCGACUCCAUUUUAUCAUUUGUGUCAGGAUUGUCCAUUGGAUCAACACUGCAUUUCACUCUCGAGCAAAAAGAUAAGAAAAAGACCCUGAAAGAGCAAACACGCAGUGUUGAGGGCGCAGAAGGUGUUUCUAAAGAUGGAAGGAAACAGAAUGAAAAUAGUAAGGUGACUGGAAGUAAGGCUUCAGUUGCCAAUAAAUUUUCAAAUGCAUCUAAACCACCAUCUCGGGCUGUGAGCUUACCUGUGGUUUUUCGAGGAAGGACUGUGAUUUACAUGCCUGAUAUGUGGAAAAAAUCUGCAAAUGCUACUCCUGCUUCAAAGAAAGCAGCACCUAAAAAUACCACAGCUUCCCAGAAUUCCAACCAGACGUGUAGGUCUAGAAGCUUGCACAGGCCUGGAAAUAUGACAGAAAAGGUUGACAGUACUUUACCAAAAAGAAGCGUGACACCACCGGCAAGAAUGGCAAGAGGUCCAUCAAGGAAUUCCACACCUUCCAGACAGCCCCCAAAGAAUGGUACACCAUCUGUGCAAUCUAAUAGGCAAGGGAUUCCACAUGCAAAAAAACCCAGCACCCACAAGCUCGAACAGAAACCAAGACCUCAAGCAACUUCCACACCAUCUACUCCAAAUAUCAAAUCUCCAGUUUCAGGGAAACAGCCUCGCAAAUCUCCAGCCCAACCACCAAACAUUCAGACACCAACUAAACAGGUAACUCCAGCAAAGAAGAUGCCCUCUUUUCAAAGGAACGAAUCUUUUGGACCGAAUAAGAGUCAAGGUUCUAAGAAGGUGAUACCACCAAACAGGCUAGACCUGGUGAGAAUGUCAUCAACAAAAUCAAGUGGCAGCGAAUCUGAUAAGUCCAGCUUUGUGCGACAGCUGACCUUUAUCAAAGAGUCCUCUAGCCUUCUCAUGAGACAGAAGUCUGAAGCUUCUUCGUCUGAAUCAGUCUCAUCACUGUCUCAGUCUGUGUCACCAAGAAGAAGCAAGUCAGAUUUUCAGAAGGCCUUCAUAAGUUCUUCUCAAUGCCAAGAGUUAAGAGUCGUUAAAACAACAUCCAACCUGAACAUAAGUCAACGAAAAGCCAUGCGUAAUGAGGAUGGACUCCAAACUGAGAAGCUUUCAAGGAGGCCAAGUUCGGAGAGCCCUUCAAGGCUCCCUGUGAAAAACAGCGCCACCUGGAAACAGGAUAAUUUUAAACGUUACUCAUCUUCUCCACAUAUUAAUGUAUUACAGCAGGCAGGAAGCCCAUCCUCCAUUCGUUCAGCCUCAUCAGAAUCUAGCGACAAAGCAAAAAGUGAAGAUGAGCCUCGAACUAAACAACAGCUUGCAAACCAAAAAGAACCACAGAUGAGAAAGAAUCAGCCAAGUUUGAAAGGAACAUGGAGAAGAAUCAAAGAUGAAGACAUUCCCUAUUUUCUCAGUAACUCUCUUCCACCUUCAGCAAUGGCAUUGGUAAAUAAAUCAGAGUCUGAACAGCAGUUGAACAAAGUGGGGACUGUGGAAACUAAAACCAGUGAUGCUUUUGUGCAAACUGAAGAUUUCCCCAUCUCCAAAACAAAUUCAAGCACAUCACCAACACUUGAUCUAAUCCCUCACAUUGCACAGGCUAUUCCGAGGAGUGCCGUGAGCAGAUCAUUUAUAGGGAAGAAUACAGAGACAGCAUAUAGGGUCUAUUCAGACAAUGAACUGGAACCUGAAACGAUAAUGCUGAUGAGGAACAAUACAACCACUUCAGCUGAGACUGAAAACUAUACGACUGUCCCAGGGCAUGUGCAUUUUAAUUCAAGUAGACAUGGUUCUCCAAGCAGAGCGGCUCGAGUGACCCCUUUCAACUACAUACCUAGCCCCAAGACAAUAAGAUCAGACAGUGGAUCUCUCCAACCACCCCAGAUACGAGCGCCUAUUAUUAAUGAGAAGACAGUGGGAAAAGUGCAAAGUUGAAAGUCAAAUUGAUCAGUAGACUACUUGACCUUAAGUACUUUAUUGCUUUGCAAUUUUCAUUUGAGUGAUACAAUCUGCGGAAAAUGUGUUCAUUCAUAAAUAUGCCUCAAUCAGUCUUAAUUGGGGUACAAAAUGCAUGCAUCAUUUAAUUUAGUUCUACUGCCAUCCAUCUGAUGAUGAGACUAUCUUUUAAUUAAGACAUAAUAAGGUGAGGUACUUCCUGCAAAGACACCUAAUAUCAACAAUGUUAAUGUACCACUUAUUUAUAUGUAUGAGCUGACUACAACAAAUGGUGAUACAGAUCCAUAGGUGAUUUACACAUAUAAAUACUGGGAUUAUUCCAAUGAGAUCUGAGUGACGAAUGGUAACAUUCAAACUUUAUGAGUUUGUUUGGUUUCUGUUUGGUCAGUUGUUUGGCAGGUUUUAACUGAACAAAGAAUAUUUGGCUGGUUAAUGCAUUUGGUGAAUCAGAUGCUAAGACUGUUAUGUUUUUGCUGAGAUUCUGCUGGAUCUAAGCUGAUAUUUAUAAAACUGAUAGUUAAUUUGGCAGUGGUUGCCACUUCAAUGAAUAUCUCAACUUACAAAGACAGCUACAAUGUGUGACAAUAAGGGGCCUGUUUCUCAGUUUAGAUACUUGUUCCAAUAAUAAUGAAGUUAGACCGUGUAACCUGAAUUAAGGCACUCAAUUAUGUGUACAACACUUACUGGAGUAUUGGUUAAUGUAGUAAUGUUCACCAUCCUGCUCGCUAAUAUGUCCCAUGAGUACGCGCAAUCACAGUUUAAAUGGAAAGAAGGAGAGUAGGCAGUGUAAUUUGUUGAUUUCUUUUACACUGGUGACCAAACAUAGGUCUUUUGUUUUACAAAACAGUACUUUCCAAAUGUCCAAUGUAAAGUGAAGGUAAAAACAGACAAGCAGAUUGAAACAGUUCACUCAUAAUUUAUUCCUAAUUCACAACACACAUUUAAAAUUAUGGGCUGUCUUGUGGUGUCGUGGUAGCUUCCCUAUCUCCGUGCCCCUGAAGGUCUCGGUUCAUAUCCUGCCUGUCUCAGACAUAGCCAAAAGAUUGAUUAAAAGUAAUUGAGGAGCAGAAAUGUAUGUGUUACCUGGGAGUUACAAUCAAAAGAAAAAGUGUUUUGAAAGGGUAGUGUCAUUUUCUAACCAAGCUUGCUUCAAUGUUUUCAUAAAAAUUUCAUCUUUAAAAUUUAUAAUUCAAAAUGUUUUAUGUAAAGUUUCCCUUUUUGUUUGAUGUUACAUUUUUUCAAGAUGUUCUAAAUAGAUUAGACUUUUUUUGCCAGUCCCGACAUUGUGCUGGCAAUACUGUUGGCUGAAUUUUUGACAACUAUUAGAAAAGAUAAAUGCUGAAAGUUUAACUUUCAGAAUUCUUACAAUCUAAAAAUGCACUCGAUAACUUAGUGGUUCAGGGAGAUAUGCAGUGAUAACUCUUGAGCUGUGCAAGGAUAAAUAUGGGGAAUACGUUCUGUAUGUUAUCCUUUCCGAUCUGGGGUUUAGAUUUUAACACAAUUCGAUCAGAAGGAAUACUCUUAUGCUGACGCCUGUGGUGGUUCACAACAUCUAUACCUGCAUUUAGUAUAAUUAUCACAAAAAUUGAUAUUGCCAUUUAAAGAGCCCAAUAGGAUAGUUAUCACAGGAAAUUGAAAUACCGCACUAAGUGGGCACAACGCUCAGUUUGGGGUUAAAAUUGCUGGGGAGUAAUGUGAUGCACUUUGUAUUUAAUCUGACCUGCAGCUGACCUGGAAUCAUUCAGUUCUCAUGUUUUGUGCCAAAAAUUUCCUCACCAAAAAAAAUUAGCAAAAGAUAUCAAAUCUUUUAAAAAUAAUUAUUGAACUUUGGCAAGAGGUGCAACUGCAAAACAAGUCAAUGAUUGAGAAACAUCUACCAUACGUUGGAAGGAAAGUUACCAAAAAAUACAUGAUGAGUAAGUUGAUGUUUUAUUUGAGAAUUGAUAAAAUUAUUGCCAUUGUAGUGUAAUCUUUGAUAGUAAGAGAGUUAGGUCCAAAAAUGACUGAGAGCAGAUUGGUACUUAGUGUGCUAUUAAUAAUGCUUUUACCUGACAGCGAUUUCAACUGAAGUGUUGCACAGUUGCUAGCAGUCUCCCUCUGUCUGCUGGAGCUGAGUGAACAGUAUAAAGACCGAGAGAAGCAGAACAGGAAAUUUUCCUGCAAUGCUACUCAAAUUGUGCCAAAAAUGCUAAAGCGGAUGUUCAUCCCUCACAGUGUGAAAACUGGUUGCUGUAUUUGCCAUGACAGGAAUCACUGCACUUGAAAAUAAUUUUCUGUGUGAGACACCUUAAGAUACCAUGUAGUUGCAAAUUUAAUUUUGCUUCUCUAACACUUGUUCAAGAGACACUCUGCAUCUUUUGAGCCUAGCAGGGAAAAGAUGGGCGUGCGUGCAAUGUUAACCAUAAACCCUGCACCCACGCCCAAGCCCCCAUACUUUUAAUCUGUUUGAUGUCAACAAUGUAAAAUCAGCCCUUCACUCAAUCCUUUAUACUUCCUAAGCAUUAGGAUGAAACUGUACUCAACUUAAGCUUGUGCGCUACUUGAAGGCUUUAGACUUGUGUCUUGGCCACAGGACAGAACUUCACAGGGGCAGGAGGAAAAGGAGUACAUAUACUGCUUGCUGUUCUCUCACAAAAAGUGUCAGUCAUAAAUCAGCCAGUUUUAAAGACGGCUACUACACGUACUACAGGCGACCUCAACAAAGCGUCACAACCAGAUAACAGGUAAUUUCCUCAGUGUGGUCCAUGAAAUAAGAGUUUGUAUAGGUUCAUAUGUAGCCCCGUUUGAUUGAUUCCAUUUAGAAAAUAACCAGCAGCAAAGGUUUACAUUGCAAGCAAGAUUAAAAUGUAGGUUUACCUCACAACUACUGAUGGGAACUAUUUAGGUAAAAAUUGUAAAGAUACUAGAUUAACAAAUAUAUAUGUCAUAAAUAUAUAUAAAGACUUAAAAUGGGGAUAAAGUUUACACAUGAAGAUGAAAAUAAGAUCAAUAUCCAGCAUCACUCAGGUCUAAACUGCUGGAAGAUUCUCUUUCUGAAGGGGUUGAAACUUGAAGUCUGAUUCCACAGCUGCAAUGCUCUCCACAGUCAAAUAAGUUGUUGUCUUAGAUGGAUUCAAUAAGCAGAACUAGUUCUGGAAGUGAGUGAAGGACCGUUUGUUUCACUUCUAUGGCUUCGCAGAUUGCAGCUCUCAGUAGUCGAUUUAGUACAGCAGUCCUUAAGGAAGAUUUCAUCUCGCCCUGGAUUCCUUUGCCUGUUGCUUCAUUGAGAAGCAGCUGAAUUUUCAAGAUGUCUCUCUAGUGGGAAUCAGAUGUUUUUUCUCUAAAUUUCUAUCCUUAGCCACAUUUGAUCACAAUCAAAGAAAAUGGCUGCAGAUGUUAACUUUGAUGAAUCAUUGUGCAACAAGGCAAAGUCAGUUAUUCUGGAAUUCCUUGUCCAGCCUUUUUUCCUGUCCUCUGUUCAACAUGACAAAAGCUCUGAGUCUUCACACCUUUUAAGAUUCAAUGUACCAUUCUGGAAUCCUUGAACUAUUUAAUUACCCAUUAUGAUCGAUUUUUAAGAUAGCACUGCCUAAGUGUUUCCUUUGACUGCAGUCGAAUCCUCAAGAGAAGUCAUCUGUUUUUGACAGCCAUUUGGUAAGACAUUUUAGUAUUUAUUUCAAAGAUAGGUUAACUUCUUCACAAAAUGUAUAAUGUAGUUCUAACAACACAUUCAUGGUAGAGGUGAGAGUGGAACUUCCUACCAUCAGUAAAAUGACAUCCUAACCGUGAGAGAGGCUGAUCGGCCAAUCAGAAUGUCCAGCAGCUCCACCUGUCAUUGUAGGCAGUCUCCAGGACUAGGAGGACAUAGAUUGUAGAGAGAGUUACGUAUUGGCAUUGAGACUAGGGGAGAAUGUGAGAGCUUUUGAAGCUAAGAUGGGAAUGCAUGGGUGGACAGAAUUGUUGGGAGGAUGCCCGUGAUGCACAGGGGACAUCAAUCAUGAAGGGCACCCUCCUCCUUCUCGCUCUUUUAUUAAAGUUGGUGCAGAGACAGACACCUUUCACUGCCUAGCACAUUAUGGAGGCAGAUUGAGAGCAUACAGGCAAGGUAAUUGCUUCACUGUGCCAAUGGGCUAACAGGUGGAUGGCCUAGUGGGCAUCAUAUCAUCAAACCAUAUUGGAGGGAAUGGUUAAGAUUACGGAAAGCCGUAGCCAGGAGUCUUACCACCCUAUACCAGAAAUAUUCCUGAAGGUGUGCUGUAAAAUGCGGCUCCCUAUGUAAGAACAUACUGCAGAACCAGAGGGAUGCUGUCCUUUCAAAGCUACUCAUUGUCUGCUGGUGAUAUCUUGUCUAGGGAAGAGAUAACAAGGUGUAGAGCUGGAUGAACACAGCAGGCCAAGCAGCAUCAGAGGAGCAGGAAAGCUGACGUUUCGGGCCUGGACUCUUCUUCAGAAAAUGUCUAGGGAAAGCAGCUUUAAAGCUACGUACACAUAAAGCAAUUAACUGUGCUCAUCAGUGGGUGAUGUAAUUUACUUCCACUAAAUUUAAAUUAAAGGAAGGAGAACAAUUGUGUAUUAGCAUAAUAAGCUGAACUUUUUCAGGAUUUUCUGCAUCAGAGUUUAAUCGACUGGAAUAAACUAAAUAAGCUGCCUAAGUCACGCUCUUUGUUCAUGUCAUGCUCAAAUGGAAAUCCUUCACUGUAAUCAUAAACAAAGUAAAUGUUUUAAUAGGGAGAAAAGUAUAUGGUUAAAGACACGUUGAAUUAGAGAAGAUAUCCCACAGAAAAAGUACUCCUAUGAAAUCCGAUUUGUAAGAAUUAUUCUAUGUUUUAUUUCAUGAGCAGCAUUUUAUUUCAGGCUUACAUUUACAGCAGUGAGAAAGCAUUAAAAAAUAGUCACUAUUACAUUCAUUUUGAGUGGAGCCUUUUCGAAAAAAAAUUAAACCUUUGCUGAUCUAACGUGAUGGCUUCACAAAGGUAGACUCAGCUCAAGGAGCCGCUACAUGCAUUUAAAGGAUUGUUUGAAAAACAGCUGGAUGUCUGUGUUGGAAUGAUUACAAAUGAACUAAAGGGUGUUUCAACCAAAGCUAUUUUGUGAUCAUGUGGAAAUGACAGGGAUUGAGGAAAAUGGUGAGAAGGUAAGAAAAUGAAGGGUUGGGAGGGAUAUGGACCCAAUGCUGGCAGGUUGGAUUAGAUUAAUUUAAGAUUUCUGGUCAGCACGGAGGAGUUGGACCGAGGGCUCUAUUUCCAUGCUGUACACCUCUAUGACUCUAUAUGGUGCACUUUAAGCAGGAAAGGAGAGAAUAGACAGUCCUUUUCUGACAUUUAAGAGUCCUAUCUUCUUUUCAGUAAGGUGUGUUGAUUGAGAGAAUACUUAGUUCCAAUACUGUUUCUGCCGAUACUUGCUGCUGAUUUCUGAAGUAUGGUUCUGCAGCUGCACUCUGAAUCUUUACCAAAGUGAUCACACUUCCCAGGCCGUAAAUGUUGAAGGCCAUUCUAUCUGAAGGGCAUCACAAUGGAGUCCUGUAUACUUACUAUUGCUUAACAAGGGGAAGCUUAGGGGUCAAGUAAUAUUUCCACUUGUCUGCUACCUUUGGCAUAAAUUUUUAAAACCUGUAUGCCCUUUCAGUUUAUAAAACUGUACUUCCUGUGGUUAAAUUUUUGUUACACUUCUGUUGUCAGAUUAUUCAUUUUAAUUUUUUUCCUCCACAUUUAUAAUGGAAAUUGCCUAUGUAAAUGUGUCACAUUCUUCCAACAGUAACAGUUUUGUAUCCCAAAUAUGCCUCUCUUGUGUCCAUAUCCUGUACUGCAGAGAAAUUCCUUAAUUCUAACAAAUUUUAUUCUCCAUCUCUGAUUACAGACGUCUAUUGAAUUGUAAAUAAAAUUGUCUACCUGUUAUAUAUAUAUGGACAAAAUCCUUUAUCAAUUGAAUUAUGUCUAUGGGACAUGGUCUAAUUAUCCACUGUUCCCAAACCCUCUUUCACCAGAAUAUUGUAUCUGUUUCUAACUUUCCCAAAUGCUAGAAAGGAUCAAGUCGAAUUUUAAAUAAUUGCAGUUGUAAGCUUGUAUUUCUGCUUCUGGUGCAAAAAUGGCUAGAUGUCAAAAGUUUAUUGAACAAUACAUUUUUAAAAGCAAAAACCAAUAACAGCAUAUUCAUGUAUGCUUGAUCUUUGACUGCUAUUGCUUAAAUUAAGCCUCCGAAACCAUUUAAAACAUGGCCUCCAUAGAUAUCAUGGAAACUCUAGGCCUGUCCUGUUCCUGCAGUUGUUUUCAAUGGCAAAGGAGCUGAUGUCGUUAAGCAUAUUCACUGCUGGUUAUUUUUAACCUCCAAGGUUUUAAAGGACAAAAUCUAGUAUUCAACAUAGGCAUGACUGACACUUCUGUAAUUAUGUGCUGUUUAAGUAGUAUGUGUAGUUUUCUUUGGCAUAACACGCACUGGAAUUCAGCAGAAAAUAUGUUUAACCGUGGUGCAGACAGAAUGAAGGCAGUGCCGUUGGGCUAAUGAGGGCAGCACUGAGGCUAAUGAAACCUCAGGCCAACACACGAUGCCAUUUUAUCACUGCCUCAUUUAAGGAUUUUUAUGUUUUAUUGAACUAAUGUGCAAAUUGGAACUUUUGCAUAUCAGAAAAAUGUGGAGUAUUUAUUUAUAACACAGUCAUGUAUUUUAAAUGUUUGUCUCAUUAAAAAAACUUCAAUUCAAAUUGUUAACAGACUUUAAACAUUUAUUUUUGCUAAAAAUGUCAGUUUAGUUGCAAAUUUAUCUCUGGGUUAACUAAUUUGCUAAACUGACAAAUAAGUUAACUUUUGUCUGUCCCCUUCCUGCUGGCAGAUCGGCAAACAUAUUGCUGCUUUGAUAAUUGUUUCCCAUCCUUCUGUGUUUUGGACAUCACAGCCAGAAGGCAUGAAGAGAGAUUCUAAAUAUUAUUUAAACUAUAUUCUCUUUUCUUUUGAACUGCACAUAUGCUGGUCACAACAUGGCUACUAGAAACCAUAGAAUGAGGUCCAUAAACAUUGUUUUGAGAAAAGCAAUGCAAAAAACUCUUGGAGUGUCACAGCCUUGUAUCAUAUUGACAUUCUAGUCAAACAGAUGCAAAGAAACCCGAGAUAAUGUUUGGUUUGGAAAAAAGCCAUCACAACCCAUUAUGCUUGAGCUGGAGCUAAUAUCCGACAAAUAAUCUCGGAAAAGCAUCAAAGCCAUUUUGUUAACUGUGACUUUCUAACUCUAUUUGAAUAGCGUUGAUGUCAUAGCUGUGACUUCUUUCCUGAGUGUGCUUUAUAUCAUUGGGAUAGAAAUCAGCAUGGCAGCUUCAGGCUAAGCUAAAGCCUACCACUAAACUCAAACUUUCUUGAAGUAGGAUUUUUGGGAAGAAACCAAUAUUGUGCCAGAGGAGUGAACAAAUUUCCAGUUUACAAGAUUAAUUUUACUGUGUCCUCAACUAACUCCACCUAAAUUUGAUGAAAAAUGAAUCCUGAGGAUCAGCCAGCUGAAAGACCUCCCUGGAUACUACCUUAUUGGAUCCUAAUUCAUGUGAAUUAAUGUCAAUAUUUUUGAUUUAUAAGUAAUUUAUAGUUGUAACAUUUUCCUUUCCUUUCUCUUUUUUGUAUGUUUGCGUGUGUGUGUGACGAUUACAGCCCCCUGGGCUCUUGAACGUGUUAAUAAACCCUAUACUGCUUCAGUGCAAAAGAAUUUGCUAUGGGUCAUUUUAAAAUUGGACACCCAAACAAAAUUUGGGGAAGGACACAACCAUCUUUAUUUCGAAAGGGGAAAAGAGGCGAAAAGAAAUUAAAGAUUUUUGUUACAAACAUAAAAGGACAACUGCAAAAAUAAGCCAAUUCAUUUCUCUUUGUCUAUCACAGAGGGCAAUAGGCAUUUUGACACUGACUUUUAAGGUAUCAUUUUUAAAUAUUUUGUAUCAUAUCUGUGGAAGGAUGAAUUUAUUUUUAAUUGUGAACUGAAAAAUAGUACAAGAGAAAUAUAUUGAAUAACAUUUUAAAAACUGCAGAAACAGAAACAGAAAUUGCUGGAAAGGCUCAGCAGGUCUGGCAGCAUCUGUGGAGAGAAAUUUAUGGACAGAGUUAAUGAUCUGCGCUUGCUUCCGUGACCCCUCCUCAGAACUGAAGUUCUGAUUUCCAGCAUCCACAGUUCUUUCGGUUUUUAAUUUAAAAACUGAAAAACUGCAAGCCAUUUCUUGGUAGUACAGAACUUAAACAUUUCUAAAAGGAGACAAGAAAUUGAAGCUUUUCAUCUUGAACUUAUCAGAAUUAAGACAGAUGACUGGCAAAAGGGACACCAGUUUUAUUCGGCAUGAGGAGUGAUUGUUGACUGGUUGGGCUGUCUUUGAUGUGGAGAUGCAGCAAGAAUAUUUAACUCGCAAUCUUAAUUCUUAGCCAGGGCAGAUAGAUUCUGAUUGGCUUAUGUUAUCCCAAGGAUUUGCAGCAACAAUUGGUUAUCUCCAUGAUCACUUUUUUUUAAAAAUGAAAAUGAUUGUUUUUUAAAUUAAAAAAGGCCUUUUCUGUGUAAUUGUGUAAAAUUGGGUUUGCUAAGAAAAAUUAGAAAUAACUUAUUCAAAAAUCCGUCGGUGCUAAGAGUUAUACUGGAAGCAGCUUUGGAUCGUCAGUUGGGCUUGCAGUAUAAUACAUCUGCAUGCACUGUAAGCCACAUAUAUAAGUACACAAGAUCAUAUUUUACACAGGCAAAUUGAAGUUGUACAUGAAUUACACGUUUUUCAUACCAAAAAAGGAGUCAUGGAAGCUAGCCGAUCUUUCCUGCAUCCUAAUGAUAACAUCUAAUCAGCCUACUUGCCUGGUCUGAGAAUUAAGAUUAAUAGUUAACUAAUAUUGAUGCAUCUCAAUGCCAAUGAUAAACACCAUCUUCUCUGCUUUAUUGAAGUCUGUUUCUUGUGUCUUGGGUCUGAAGAUUACAAGAUGAAAAACUUCAAUUAUUUUUCACCUUUAAGCAACUUCAAAUCUAUUUAUUUUCAUUGAAAGAAAAAAAUCUUUUAAAUAUUAUUUUGACAACUGCAGUUCAAUCAAACAGUUUCCUAAAAAAAAAGCUCUUGUAUUCAGCAGGACUCAAUAGGACAAUGACAUGGGUUAACAUGUCUGAAAGCGCUUAAGAAAAUCCAUCUAGAAGAAAGCUGUGCUUCCUAUUUUUGAAUCCUUGUGGUAUUCAAAGUGGGAGCUACAAUGCUCCUACAUUCCCAGAGGAAAUGUGUGUCCAUCAAAAUUGGCACAAGUUCCAUACAAAUUUGUCCUGUACAACAUUUCAAGUGGAAGGAAUCUUUUUCUUGCAAAUAUUUCCUAUAAUUUCUGAGAUUGUGUGAAGAGGGAGAAUUGCUUAUGAUGCUCCAUACCAAGUCUGUUGUGAUCAUGGGUAUUUAGACAGGAAGCUGGAAUUAAUCUUCCAUACAGUUGAAGGACAUGAUCUCCCCAUAAAACAAUGUACCCACUUACUUGGUUGAUAAUAAUGGAUGAAUAUGGACUCAAUAUUGCGAAACAGGACAUUUCACUUGUACGGGGACAUAAUCAAUUGUUGCCAUGGAGAAGUCAGAUAUGAUCAAUGAUGUACAAUUGGCAAUGUCUUGCUCAAUUCAUUCUUACUUAAUGAUACUAAAAGUGUCCAUCACUAGGAAUAAGGUAUAUAACCUACCAUCAAUUUUACUUAUUAACCAUCUGUGUUCUGUUCUUCUUUAGCUACUUAACUUCUGCUACCAAAAUAAGCAUCAUUUAUAGAUGAAACCUUUCCAGUGCCUUGUCCGUUUACAAAUAAACUGCAUCUUACAUAGCAUUUAAUUCAAGCAGAACUUUGUUGUCACAAACUUCGGUUAACAUAUCACCCUAAUUCUUGCCAAUCCAAUCUGGCUUCUCAUCCGUUAUCCCUUUGAGUUUUCUUAUUUUUAGCUUCAAAUCUUUUCUGGCAUUAAGUAGUUUUGUUCAGUGGUUAUUACUGAAUAGACCAUUUAUCCCAUGUGUAUUAAUAUUUGCUCAGUUCAUUCAUUAACCCUCUGAGGAAUUGAAGAAAGUUGCAAACUAGUCAAUGUUCAAUUAAUUCAUUUUAUAGAAGAUUCUGCAACAAAUGCUUUUUUCUUUUGCAUUGACAUCAAAUAGCCUUCCAACGGUUAUAAGAAAUUUAUCUUUGUGAAAUAUGCAGAAUGAAAAAUAACUUCUUAAAUGGAAGGAGCUAUCAAAGUAAGGACAAAGUAAGUUGAAUCAUGUUAUCUGCGUUACUUAUUUGAAAUACUAUUGCAGUCCCUAAAGGGCUAAUGUACUUGUCCUAUUCAGGGAGGGCUGGAUAAUCGAGAUGCAGUGUCUGUUCUUUGCUUUCCCUUUGAUAAGACUGCACACAUCACUGAACACUUAGAUCCUGAAAGGCAUAACUUUUCAUAUUAAUUGAUUUACCUUGUCUUCUGUCCUACUUAUUCCAACUUUGGUUGAUGUCUUGUGAUGUUUGUUCAAUGGGCGUGUUCAUUUUUUAAAAGGAUUUGUUUACAUAUGCUUAUAAAGCAGCAUAUUAAUAACUUGCAUCUUUGCUGCCAGUUUCAUUGCAGGUUCUUCACCUUGCACCUAAAAUUGAUUCACUUAUCAGUCCUAUCGUAAUAACAAUUCUAUGGCUAUCCACUCUGCUCAGAUUGUCACACAGGAAAGUAGCUCUUCAGCUGAUCUGCAGUGUAACAUGCUGUUGGGAUGGCUAUUUAAAAAUAAAAGCUGCAUUUCCAUUUAUAAUGAAACUAUUCUUUUUAAACAUCAUGCCAUGCUUUCUACCCAUUUAUCCAUUUCUAACUUCCCAGCCAUUGUAAGAAUGCUCCUCUUCAGCAUAUCUCAGAUGCUCAUACUCAGUUGGUAAUUUUUCAUCUGUAAGUUAAAGCAAUGAAUGUGGAUAGACUGAUCAGCUUAUGGAGAUAUCACAAUCAACUUCACUUCUGGUUGUCACCUGCCAUUCACAUACUUUUCAGCACUGAAUACAAAUUAUGACGGAUUAUGCCGUCACCCCAGCGUACUCUCAAUGUCUCUCACCCAGAGGUGUCCAGGCCCAGUUAUAUCAUCCAACUCUGAUGUUACAUUACAAUCUGAAUUUGCUUAACCAGCGAUUGAGUCUUGGAAACCCCUUGUUUGAUCAGCCCAGUACCAUAACAAAACCAUCUGAGAGCUCAUUUCUUAUAAUUUGUCUUAAUUUUGAGAAGAUCUGGAUUGAAAUUAAUAUAUUGGACAGUGUAAGAAGAUAUAAUCUGUUGUAACAACUUAUAAUUGCAGCAGGAAUUGAAAGAUAAGUUUGUAAUUGAGACCUCAUUAAAAGUGGCUGUUGUAUUUUAAUAUGAGCAGGCAAACUUACUAAUGACAAACUUCAAUACACAUAUAAGACUUUAAGACAUAGGUACAGAAGUAGAACAUUCAGCCCAUUGAGUCUGCUCUGCAAUUCCAUGAGGUCAUGGCUGAUCUGAUGAUCUUCAACUUUGUUGUCCUUCCUCUCUCCCAUAACCCUUGAUUCACUUGCUAAUUAAAAAUCUGUCCAUUCUGCCUUGAAUAUACUUACUGACCAAGCCUCUCAAGACUCUGCAGUAAAGAAUGCCACAGAUUCACUAUCCUCUGAGAAAAGAAAUUCCUCCUCAUUUCUGUCUUAAAUGCGCAAUACCUUGUUUUAAGAUCAUGCAUCUAGCCCUAAACUCUUCCAGAACAGGAAACAACCUCUCCACAUAUACCCUGUCAAAUCCUCUAGGAAUCCUGCAUGUGUCAAUAAGACUGCCUCUUGUUGUUCUACAUUCUCUAUUCACAAAAGGCCCAAUCUAUUAAAACCUCUCCUUAUAAGACAGUACUCCUAUACCUGGUAUCAGCCUUGUGAACCUUCUCUCGACUGACUCCAAUCCUUAGAUAUAGGGCCCAAGACUGUUCACAGUAUUCCAGCUGUGGUCUAAUUAGUAAAACAAUAUAAAUACUGUAAAUUGAAACAAUUUUGCGGUACAAUGUUUCAUAGAAGUCGGUGCUUCAGUUCAGUUGUCACAAAUUCUGAAAUUUGCAAAUAUUGGUUCUUUGCCAUUUGGCAAAACUAGGCAAUUAUGACAGUGUGCAAUUUUUCUUUCUCCUCUCAGCUGACUGGCACUAAAUGUACAUUCCAUUAUACACUGCAUUCUCAUUUUCACAUAGGGUGGAAUUUUUACUUUCCUGAGGUAGCGGGAUACAUGGACAAUUGGAAAAUACUUGCGCAAAUUGGACCUGGAGAGAAACUAACCCCUUUCUCACCACCUCUACAAUUAAAUGCUGGGCGAGGAGGUCCAUGGCAACUUUCUUAACUUAUUUACAAUUAAAAACCUUAAGUGGUUAAUGAAUGGCCAAGUAGGAGCCUUAAGUUGCCUCUUUUCUGAUUACCUGCCUCCUCAGAAGGCAAAUAAAAUGGCUAAUUUCAUGCCUGAGAAACCAGGGUGACCUGCCUAUCACUGGGGUUUGGUAAGGUAGGCAUUCGGGGGAAUGGAUUCUGAAAGCGACUCCCUGCACUUGCCCCUGACCACCGCCUGCUUCUUCUCCAUCUCCUUGCACACAUUUCUUGUAAAGAGCUUUGGGACAUACUGAGUUUGUGUAAAACACUGUAUAAAUGUAAGGUUAUCUUCUAUCUUUUACUACAUUUAGCAAAUUAAUGUUUCCUGUCCCAAAUCCUGCAUGAUGGGACUUUGAAUCAGGAAUUUAACUACAAAGCUAAGCCGUCUCUGGCAUAAUGAGUAUAAAAAUUGCAGUGCAUGCAAGUUUCUGCAUGUGAAUUCCCCACAGAAAUCUUAUGCUAAGCUCUAUGUCAAAGCAUUAAUUUGUGAAACGGAAUUCAUAAUAUCUAGGACCACAGAUGAAAUAUAAUAUCAGGUGAAUAAAAAUGACAUUGAGCUAAACUUAAUGCAGUACAGAUUCAGUGGGCUAAAGGACCAGUUAUGUACUGCAUGAUUCUACGAUUCAAUGAGUGUAUGAAUUACUAUUAUGUUAUAGUUACCUGUGAUACAGUAGGUACGACAGAAAUUCUAUUAUUUCUGAAAAUACCUUUCAAACUGCCCAACAUAAAUUCCUCAAUAAAAGGUACAGAUAAAGUUGCCAUAGUCCUACAAUGCUGGUCUCUCAUUAGAGAGAGAAAGACAAUUAGUAGUGGUUCAACCUGAAGGUCACCAUGUCUCAAGCAUGGGGUGGGGAUUCUUCAAUACGCAGUAAUAGAGGAUCCAAUGUCUCUUUAUCAUACACAGUCCUGUAAAAGCAAACAUUCAAAAUGACACAGAAUAAGUCUGUAAAAGCCAUGCCAUUUUUAUGUGUUUACGAAAAGGAAGAAUAAAAGGUGUUACAAGCAAAAGGCAAGGAAAUUAGAUUUUCAUAGCUAAGUUUGCAAUUAAAAGUAUCUAAGUGAUGUAUUAAAUGCCAUUUUUCUUUCUGCACUGAGAUUCCAAGUACUAAAUACUGUGAUUGUAAAUACUAAGUAGCAAAUGAUCCAACUAAUACACUUUGGUCCACUAAUUUCAUAUUCAUGAUUUACUUAAACUAAGAAUGCUUUUUAUAUAUAAGAACAAAAUCACAUGCAGCACAAUUUCUAUCCAUUAAUAAUUAAUAUAUUAAUCAUCUUAUGUCUGUGCGAAUUUUGUGCCAAUUAUCUUCAUUAUAAACUGGUUAUGUAAGCAUUUCUGAGGUUGCAUUCUUUAGCCAGAGGGCCCAUUGCAGCAGUACCAUUGACAGGAGGGUGUAAUUACAGUGUGAAACAUUUACAUAUACUGCUUCCAUUAUAACUCUGAAUGUUGGAAUUUUGGGAAAUAAGGGAAGAAUGUAUGGGUUUGAAAUGGCACCUGAGGGCAUAUACAUGUUCCUAGUCCAAUUAUAAUCUGCCCUCUAACUUUGCUUCACCUGGACUAUUCUUAUCGUAAUUCCCUGUUGAAAAGCAUUGAUAUUUUUUAGUUGUACAUAAAAAUUAAUUUUUUUGUCAAUGUGCUUCAUUAUGCAUAAAUUAAUGCAUCCACUUUUAUAACAGAAACUGCCAACAUAAACUCGGCAAGAUAGCUUUGGUAAAUGAGACUUGCUAGGUGGCUCCUUUGGGAGCCGGUACAGGCAGUGGGUUGAAUGGUCUCCUUCUGUGUUGUAAAUUCUAUGAUUUUAUGUAAUUACACUGGACUUCCAGUGGAGGCAUGACAAUUUAUAGCCACAGUUCCAUACAAAUGUUCUCUAACAGAAAUGUUGAAAUAAAGCAGGAAUGUAUGAUUUUGAAAUGGUAACCGAAUCAUUGCUUAGUAUUCUGGUUCAGAUUACUCCAGCCCUCCAAACUCAGAUGUAAUAUCAUUAUUCAAAACAUGUUGGUCACUAAUUUUAAUAAGUCACUGUACCUUUUGUGAAGAAAAUUACUUAGUUCCUGAUAGAUGGGGGUUAGCUUUCUUUUCUUAAACUUUACUGCAGACACACAAAAGAUUAAAAUAUAACAUGUUACCUUUCAAGGACUACACGUUUUAUGUUACCAUCCAGAUCUGCCAAGUUGGUCUUAAUGAGACCUGAACAUCUCAAAUCUUGGAGUAGGGUAACUAAAUAUUGAUUAUUUUGAUGGAUUUGUCCAGUGUAAUAAACAAAUCAUAUAAGCAGUGUAUAAUAUUUCCAUACAUUGAACUGUGUAUAAUAUCUGCAACUUCAAUAACAGGAAUAAUUAAUUUUCUGUAAUGGACAGUUUCAAUAAAUUUCUGUUUAUGUUGGAGUUGGUGCUCCCCAGAAACCUUUACACAGUGUUACACUGUGAAGUAAAUUAUUUUGCAUCAUUAUCUUUCUGAAAUGUUGUGUUAGGCUGUUGUUUUUGAUUUAUUUAAUCAAAGUAUUGAAUUUUUUUUAACAGUAAGUUCGAGGAUAAUUGAAAGAAAAAAUGAUGUAAAUAAUGCAUAUUUCUCUAAAUUCUUGAUUCUUGUGUAACUUUUGAGUCAUUGCCAUGAACAAAUGUGAUGUUGAAUUAUUGUGUACUUGUGUGUUUUCUCCCACAUUAUUAAAGAAGAAAGCAAAU
Stegostoma tigrinum is the source of this 22740-nucleotide messenger RNA. RefSeq names its product APC regulator of WNT signaling pathway 2 (gene apc2). Gene Ontology annotation, molecular function: microtubule binding; gamma-catenin binding; beta-catenin binding. The record is from RefSeq and is a predicted model, not a curated record. Gene Ontology annotation, cellular component: cytoplasmic microtubule; catenin complex; beta-catenin destruction complex. The transcript is spliced from 15 exons. Lineage: Eukaryota; Metazoa; Chordata; Chondrichthyes; Orectolobiformes; Stegostomatidae. The coding region runs from base 91 to 7758 and encodes 2555 amino acids. Gene Ontology annotation, biological process: cell fate specification; regulation of cell differentiation; pattern specification process.